GAGCGCUGAUGGAGAUGGAGACGGUGGCGUGGGCGGCGAGGAGGUCGAUGCAGGAGGCCGCGGCGUCGUACGCGCGGUCCACGGCGAGGUCGGUCGAGACCAUCGUGGUGAUCGUGGCGGCCAUCGUGCUCGCCGCGGCGCUCGCGGGCGUCCUCGCGCGGGCGUGCGGCGGGAGGCACGUGGCGGACCGCGACGUCGAGGGGUGGGUGGAGCGCCGCUGCCGGAGCUGCCUCGACAGCGGCCUGCCGCCGCCAGCAACAUCAUCAUCCAAGGCCAGUGACGCCAAAUAGUUCUUCUGUAUUCUUCCCCCUUGUAGUUGUGGGCUAGCAGUAGCAAUGUACUCCCUCUGUAAACUAAUAUAAGAGUGUUUAGAUCACUAAAAUAGUAAUCUAAACGCUCUUAUAUUAGUUUACGGAGGGAGUGGCAUAAUUUCCAGCAUAGUCAUACCACAUUAGAAUGAUCAGGCACUAGUACUGCCGUCAUGUAGAACUAGAAUGUAACCAAGCAGCUGAAUGCCAAGCUGUGUUCUUUGCUCCACAAGGGUAUCAGAUUAGGGCCUCAUGAGCUGAUUCCUUGCUGUAAUAUUCUGUGCUCAUA
Messenger RNA from Triticum dicoccoides, 597 nucleotides. RefSeq lists its product as uncharacterized. Bases 9 to 290 code for a protein of 93 amino acids. The transcript has a single exon. The record is from RefSeq and is a predicted model, not a curated record. Lineage: Eukaryota; Viridiplantae; Streptophyta; Magnoliopsida; Poales; Poaceae.